AUGAAGAAUGGUGGGUUGCGUCCGAUCCUGGACCUCGGCUCACUCAUGAGGCUCAGGUUCAGGAUGCUCAAUCUCAAAGAGAUUGUGUCUCAGAUCAGGUCAGAGGACUGGUCUGUCACGAUAGACCUGAAAGACACAUACUUCCAUAUAGCCAUCCUUCCCGCACAUGGGAGGUUCCUGAGGUUUGCUUUCGGGGGCGAAGCUUACCAAAAUCGGUUCCUCCCAUUCAGCCUGGCGAUAGAUCCUCCUGUGGUCCCAGGACAAACUCCUCUCGCUGAGAGCCGUUUACAUCCUGGGACAGUUGAAUUGCAGAGCAGAUGCCCUGUUGAGACAAUGGCCGAGGCCUGGGGAAUGGAGACUUCACCCCAAGGUGGUGGAGCAGAUAUGGCAGAGGUUUUACAGAGCCCAGGUGAAUCUGUUUCCGACUCGGGAGACUUUGCACUCCCUCCAGGAGAAGCAGAACUGGCUGUGACGAACCUCCACAGGACGAGUCUGUGGAGGAAUUCGGAGAAACUGUUCGUCUGCUAUGGCCCUAAUAGGAAGGGAUUCCCAGCCAAUAAGCAGAUGUUAAGCUCCUCUUGUGAGGACCCGAGGACUCCUCUUUGUUCAGCUGCUGUGGUUCUUCUAACAGUGUGUGGAAAUCUGCUCGUCAUCAUCUCUGUUCUUCACUUCAAGCAGCUUCACACACCGACCAACAUGCUCGUUCUCUCUCUGGCUGUGUCGGAUUUCUUCAUCGGUGCUUUAGUGAUGCCGCCGAUGUUAAUCUGGACGAUCGAGUCGUGCUGGAUUUUUGGGAAAAGCUAUUGUGUUGUUUUUUUAAUGACUACUGGAUUCCUCAUGAUUGUGUCCACAUACAAUAUCGCUCUCAUCGCUGUGGAUCGUUAUGUGGCUCUUUCAACCCCAUUUUUCUACACAAACACAAUCUCUGUUAGGUUUAUGAGAGUUGUGGUUUAUUUGAACUGGUCUCUAAAUUUUGCAUAUGGUUUAGCGCUCACUUAUUUCAAUGGAAUUUUCAAGACUCCUGUAACAUGCCCUGGAGAGUGUUUUCUCAUUCUGACUGAGAUUUGGACUGUAAUUGAUCUUGUAAGAUCAUUUAUAUUUCCACUUUCUGUCAUAAUCAUAUUGUACAGUCUGGUUUUUCUGAUUGCUAAGAAACACGCCACUGCUAUCAGAGAGCUUAAUAAUCACACACGACCUCAAACACAGAAAAUCACCUCCCACUCCAUGAAAUCUGAGAGAAAAGCAGCCAAAGUCCUCGGUAUUUUAGUGGCCGUGUUUCUGGCGUGUUUACUUCCUUAUUAUAUUUACAGUUUAUUAGGGAAUGUUAUUGAAGUACAGGGAGAAAUCAUUCACAAAGUUUUGACCAUGCUUUGUCUGAAUUCCAGUAUUAAUCCGAUUAUUUAUGCUCUGUUUUAUCCGUGGUUUAGGAAGUACUUUAAAUUAAUUCUAACUCUGCAAAUAUUCCAAACAGACUCUUCAUUAAUCAAUGUUUUUUCUUGA
Silurus meridionalis is the source of this 1500-nucleotide messenger RNA. RefSeq names its product trace amine-associated receptor 13c-like. Gene Ontology annotation, cellular component: membrane. The record is from RefSeq and is a predicted model, not a curated record. Gene Ontology annotation, molecular function: trace-amine receptor activity. Lineage: Eukaryota; Metazoa; Chordata; Actinopteri; Siluriformes; Siluridae. The coding region runs from base 1 to 1500 and encodes 499 amino acids. The transcript is spliced from 3 exons. Gene Ontology annotation, biological process: G protein-coupled receptor signaling pathway.